AUGACCUGGUUACCUGUCUCUCUACUUGCUGUCAUUCAAUCCUUCUUGUUGCUUGCCGAGGCUCAACAAAAGCUCUCCUUGGAUACCGCCGCCGACUUGAACACGAAUAACCUCCCUAGCCCUCCGACACUCAGUGUACCUUCGAACGGGAACCCAUUGACAGUCUCUGUUGCGCUAUGUGCUACGUCAAGUGACCCUCCGCGAUUCUUCGUGACAAACGAUACGACAAUACCUCAGCCCAGCGUGUCCGAUGUUGACAACGUGAACACGUACGAGAUUGUGGUGGGCCCGGAGGGUUUUGGGAGCAAGCAACUUGUCUUCAUCAAUGGUGGGAUUGUAUCAGUUGUGAAGGGAAGUACGGCAACGCCAUUUGAGGUGUUCAUCUCCACAAACAACGCAACCUCUGAGAUAUCAAAUCCGCUCCUGGGGGACACAACCUCCAAUCAAGCCCUUAUAUUCUCUCCAGCCUUUGAUCCGCCGACAUUUCAGCAACCCGGCUUCCCCAAUUACACCCUCCCCGCCGCCAACUUGUCCAUACCUCCAGAGCCUUCAUCCCCCACCAAUUACACCUUAGUCUUCGCGCCAACCUCUUCAGCGCCGUUCCAGGGUCUGCCACGAACGAGCUGUGCGAUCAAAUCAAGGUCGACUGCUAAAGGCGUAAUCACCCUAUCUUCUGUCCAAAGCGACGGUCUUUGGCUUCGGGAUAUGAAUGGUUGGCGGUGGGAAUGGUUCUUGGGCGGUCUUACCGCUAAAACGAACUAUACGGCGUAUACGCUGCAGCAGGGACAACUGGCAGCGUCCAAGCCGAUCAACUUUGUGACCAAGUCGCCCACCUUCAACUGCCCUCUCCUUCAUCAGCUUCCCUUCUGCCCAUCCAUAUCCUACGCUGUGCCCCUCACACCACCGCAACCACCCUCUUCAGCGCACACGGCGUCCACAAUUCCCUCCAACGUCUCCGACACCAUCAUCUCCUACCUCUCGAAUCUCACCACCACGCUCACCACUCUCGCUUGCGGCCGCGACCACUACAGCCCGCUCGUGACCUGCGCCGACUGCCAGGCGGCGUACCGCACCUGGCUCUGCACCGUCUCCUUCCCUCGCUGUACCGAGUCUCCCGAGAACUCUACCACCUCUGGCAUCACGACGGUGAGCGGCUCCAGCACGCAGGGCCCGCAGGUGCCUCUGCCCGCCAUCAAGUCUGUGCAGGCGAACGCGACCCCGCGCAACCCCACGCUUCCGCCGUUCAACUCGGACUACGAGACGCUCCUGCCGUGUCUGGAGACAUGCAACGCUGCGGACCGCGCGUGCCCUGCGUUCCUGGGCUUCAAGUGCCCACUGCCGAAAUUCACGGCGUCGAACAGCUACGGGGUCGGCUUUGUGGAUAGCACUGAGGACGGCGUCAUGGGCGGGGGCACUACCGGAGUUGCGCAGGACGUCUAUGGGAACGUGUUCUGCAAUGGUAGUUGAGACAUCGGAUUCACAGCCGCGCUUGAGCUUUUGCAUACAUAACUUAUUGACUUUCGGGACUAAUCUCGGACUUUGUGUCGGUUCUUUGCGCAGUGUUACGAUAGAUCCGUUCGAGAUAGAAUGGG
Molecule: messenger RNA, 1592 nt
Organism: Dichomitus squalens LYAD-421 SS1
Lineage: Eukaryota; Fungi; Basidiomycota; Agaricomycetes; Polyporales; Polyporaceae
Exons: 3
Coding region: 1-1467 (488 amino acids)
Biological process (GO): calcium ion import across plasma membrane
Molecular function (GO): calcium channel activity
Source: RefSeq, a predicted model, not a curated record